UCUCACAUCUCGUCAAUCUCCAACAUUUAUGUCUAUGAUGGGCCCAUUGGUUCCUCGCCCAAUUGCGAUGCAAAAGUCCGUGUCAUAAGUGAUCUUUCCUCUGCUAUACUAUCUUUAUCCUGUGUCCUAUGGGAGACUCCCAUACGUGCAGUUUCCCAUGAUUCUUGUCCUUUGACAAUUUAUGUUGCCACGUCCAUGAGUUUGAGCGUGGCCUCCAAUAUCAGUCUUGAUCCUAAUCGCCGUGAUGGAUUUAUAGCAGCUGAUGUUGAGAGGUCAUCAGUUGUUCUAACUGGUAAAGCCUUUGCCGAUAUAGUUGGAGUUAGGAAGGCAUUAACUGCUGUAUCUGAACCUAUCAUAUGCACAAGCGGAGGCCUUCCUCUAUCGGCAAGGCUUCUAGUGCAUGGGUAUAAUGUGGUUCUCCUAUUUGCCCCUGAGGCUGCUAUCCAGAGCUGGAAAGACCAGUUAGUGUCUGCAGAUGCUGGCCUAUUGUCUCUUCUGAAGGCACUGCACUACUCUUUCCAACUGGAUAUUCUGAUGGCCCCUAUGUAUACAAGAUACCAGCUGCCAUUGUCCUGGCAUCUGCUGACGGUACUGGCACUCUCCCUCCUUUGUCCGAGCUGACCCCUGAGCAAGCGGGUUAUCAUUUCUUAACUGGCUAUCAAAAUGGGACUUUUACACCUGUCUACAGCAAAGGUUCAUCUGUCAAUGCAUUAGAACUUGCAAAGGCUCUUCUAUCCAAGCUGAGAGACAACCAGAUCUCAUGUUUUCUGGUUAAUGUCAGUGCAGGAGAGAAGGCUCCAAUAGGUAGGGAUGAACCAAGAAAUAUUCGAAAUGGCUGAGGAAAGAUAUCUAAACUAAGGAAACAUCUGCUUUGUUGUGUGUGUCCAAUUAAGUUUACCCACUGUGGAAGAACCAAUAGUAUUGUCCAAUUUGAAAGGCCUUUAUCUCUCCAUUCUUUGUCUUGUUUAUUUGUAGAUUUAGUCUGUAUAGUACAUAUGUUAAUAAUUCUUAUGAUUAACUGAGUGAAUAAUGCACGCAAUGAAAGAACACAGAAAUAUUACUGUCCCCUUUCACGGGUCGUUAUUUGAAAUAGUGAGGGGUGGACGUUUUAUUUAGCCUAAGUAGAGGGCGGUUCGUUGUGUUUACUGUUUAUGGUCAGCAAUUUUCCUUAAGCAAUUGACCCAACGGGGGGGAUUGCUUUUUUGGAAUCACACUGUUUAAUUCUAGGUAACGAAUUCAUGAAGUUGGUGCAGUCAACUCUAUUGAAGAAAGUUCCACCCUUUGAACCUAAUGGUAUGCCAGCGGUCAAUUGAUCUUUGAAACACUUGUUUAUCUGGCCCGGAGACUUAUCUGGUAGUUUUUGCGGUGGGAUAUUUGAAAACAAGAUACCAGAGCUUCUUGUCAGCCAAGUUUCCGGAGAUACCCGUGGAAUUUUGCUUCUAAGAGAGCGAAGACCCUGUCAAAAUGUAGCAUCAA
This is a messenger RNA of Rhodamnia argentea, 1476 nucleotides long. RefSeq lists its product as uncharacterized. The coding region runs from base 196 to 621 and encodes 141 amino acids. The record is from RefSeq and is a predicted model, not a curated record. The transcript has 5 exons. NCBI's taxonomy places the organism in Eukaryota, Viridiplantae, Streptophyta, Magnoliopsida, Myrtales, Myrtaceae.